AUUUCUUCGUCGAGACAUUUUCAAAUGCUCCCACAAGCUCAGGGAAAUUUCCUAAACGGAAUCCAUCACUUUGAAGAAGAAGAAGAAGAAGAAGAAGAACGAUGUUCUUGAUCAAAAACCUCACACGAAUCUCGUCGACCAAUUCCUCGACCCUGAUAAGAUUCAGAAACACCGGAUCAUUCACUCUCUCCUCCCGUUUCUGCACCGCUCUGCAUCAGCAUCAGCAGAAAGAGACUCAGAUUCAGUCUCCGGAUCCAAAUGGAUUGGAUCGGAGUCGUUACGAAGGUUUGGGACCGACGAGAGAAGGAGAGAAGCCGAGAGUGGUGGUUCUCGGGUCGGGUUGGGCGGGUUGUCGACUGAUGAAAGGGAUCGACACGAGCAUCUACGACGUCGUUUGCGUCUCCCCGAGGAACCACAUGGUCUUCACGCCUCUCCUUGCUUCUACUUGCGUCGGCACUCUCGAAUUCAGGUCCGUCGCUGAGCCAAUCUCUCGAAUCCAACCCGCGAUUUCGCGUGAGCCUGGCUCUUAUUUCUUCCUCGCUAACUGCUCUCGGCUUGAUACUGAUUCUCAUGAGGUUCACUGUGAGACUCUAACUGAUGGCAUGAACACAUUAAAGCCAUGGAAGUUCAAGAUCGCGUACGACAAGCUUGUGGUAGCGUGCGGUGCAGAGGCCUCCACGUUCGGAAUACAGGGAGUUAUAGAAAACGCCAUCUUCCUCCGUGAGGUUCACCAUGCUCAGGAGAUCCGUAGGAAGCUUCUUCUAAACCUGAUGCUCUCUGAUACUCCUGGGAUAUCGAAAGAAGAGAAAAAGAGGCUGUUACAUUGCGUUGUGGUUGGAGGUGGACCUACCGGGGUUGAGUUUAGCGGUGAACUGAGUGACUUUAUCAUGAAAGAUGUUCGUCAACGAUAUGCCCAUGUGAAAGACGACAUUCAUGUUACUUUGAUAGAGGCCAAGGAUAUACUUUCAUCGUUCGAUGAUCGACUCAGACGCUAUGCCAUCAAGCAGUUGAACAAGUCUGGAGUACGGUUUGUGCAUGGAAUUGUGAAAGAUGUAAAGCCUCAGAAGCUAAUACUUGACGAUGGCACAGAAGUUCCUUACGGGCUCUUAGUGUGGUCCACUGGUGUUGGUCCUUCUCCUUUCGUUAGGUCUCUUGAUCUUCCAAAAGCUCCUGGUGGAAGGAUCGGUAUUGACGAAUGGAUGCGUGUACCUUCUGUACAAGACGUGUUUGCCAUCGGUGACUGCAGCGGAUAUCUGGAGACCACCGGAAAACAGACCCUUCCUGCUCUUGCUCAGGUUGCUGAGAGAGAAGGCAAAUACUUGUCGAAUCUACUAAAUGAGAUCGGGAAAGCAAAUGGAGGACGAGCGAACACUGUAAAGGAGAUAGAACUUGGAUUUCCGUUUGUGUACAAGCACCUUGGAAGCAUGGCUACGAUCGGUAGAUACAAAGCCCUAGUCGACCUCCGCGAGAGCAAGGACGCAAAAGGAAUAUCAAUGACUGGUUUCGUAAGCUGGUUCAUAUGGAGGUCGGCUUAUCUGACUCGAGUCAUCAGCUGGAGAAACCGCUUCUAUGUUGCCAUCAAUUGGUUUACCACUUUUGUCUUUGGUCGUGACAUUAGCCGUAUCUGAUCUGUGUUCAACUCCUCCUAAGUGUCAUCAUCUCGUUUUUUUACGGCGUCGUUUUGUGCAGGAGUACAUCAAUAACAUAACCUACCCGAAAAGAGAGAAGGUUUUUAAAUUGCUUGUUUUUGUGGUUGAUGUGAGUGUAUAUAUUUUGACCGUUUUCAGAUUUUGGGGUGUUUGCACGAUUUUUUUUUUUUUUUUAAAUAUGUUUGGGUCGUUGGGAUUUCAGUUGAAGUAAAAGAGAAUCUUUCAGAAGGGAAUAUAAUAGUUAGAACUUAGAACAUUAAGCAUUCUAAAAAAAUAAUAAUAGUCAGUUGGUGUUAUAUUUGGAUUUUGUGGACAGACCCCUGAAAGAGUUAUUUUAAAGUUUC
Messenger RNA from Eutrema salsugineum, 1993 nucleotides. RefSeq names its product internal alternative NAD(P)H-ubiquinone oxidoreductase A2, mitochondrial. The transcript has 8 exons. The record is from RefSeq and is a predicted model, not a curated record. NCBI's taxonomy places the organism in Eukaryota, Viridiplantae, Streptophyta, Magnoliopsida, Brassicales, Brassicaceae. Gene Ontology annotation, molecular function: NADH dehydrogenase activity. The coding region runs from base 102 to 1628 and encodes 508 amino acids.